Scheffersomyces coipomensis is the source of this 1845-nucleotide messenger RNA. It is a transcript of the gene SPB4, whose product is annotated as putative ATP-dependent RNA helicase. Gene Ontology annotation, molecular function: RNA helicase activity; ATP binding; nucleic acid binding. The record is from RefSeq and is a predicted model, not a curated record. The transcript has a single exon. Gene Ontology annotation, cellular component: nucleolus. Bases 1 to 1845 code for a protein of 614 amino acids. NCBI's taxonomy places the organism in Eukaryota, Fungi, Ascomycota, Pichiomycetes, Serinales, Debaryomycetaceae.
AUGGAGACUAAGAAAGGUUCCUUAUCAUGGGACAACUUGAAAUAUGAAUUAAAUCCUUGGUUACAAGAAGCUAUACGGUCUAUGGGAUAUCCAACCAUGACUCCAGUUCAAGCAUCUACUAUACCGUUACUUAGUGGGAAUAAAGAUGUGGUAGUAGAAGCCGUGACAGGUUCAGGAAAGACUUUAGCAUUUGCUAUGCCGGUAUUACAAAAGGUAUCAGAACGUUUAUAUUCGGUGAAUGAAGAAGAAGGAACUCCAGAGAAAGUUAAACGAGGUCAUAUGUUAGCUAUAAUAUUGUCACCAACCAGAGAAUUAGCUAGUCAAAUUCAAUCUGUAUUCAAUUCAGUCUUGGAAUAUUUACCAGAAGACAAAGAACCUAUCAAGACCCAGCUCUUAGUUGGUUCAUUAUCUGGAGUGAGAGAAGAUAUUGAUAACUUUUUAAACAAUAGACCUCAGAUUUUGAUAGCGACUCCCGGUAGAAUGUUAGAUUUCUUAUCAUCAAAUUAUGUGAAGACGACUUCAGUGGAAAUAGCGAUUUUAGAUGAAGCUGAUAAAUUAUUAGAUUUUUCAUUUGAAAAGGAUAUCACCAAUAUCUUGAAGAGAUUACCUAAACAACGUCGUACUGGUUUAUUUUCGGCCACUAUAUCAUCAGCAGGUGAUACUAUUUUCAGAACCGGUAUGAAUAAUCCAGUCAGAGUAGCUGUUAAAUCAAAAUCAGCCCAUAAUUCAGCUCCAAGCUCAUUAACUAUAUCUUACUUACCUAUAAAUCCAGAACAUAAACUUACAACUUUGAUUAAAUUAUUAGAUGAUUACAAAUUUAAGAAAUGUAUUGUUUAUUUCCCAACUUGUACAGGAGUUAAAUACUUUUAUAAUAUGUUUGAGAGAUUAGUGAGUAAAGGAGGAGAUGAUGAUCAUGUUAAAUUUGUAUCCUUGCAUGGACAAUUGUCGACCAAAGCUAGAUUAAGAGCAAUUCAAAGUUUUUCAGAUGGAGAUGCUUCAUUAAAGAAAUUUGUCUUAAUGACUACCGAUGUGGCUGCUAGAGGUAUAGAUAUUCCUGAUGUUGAUUUAGUUAUACAGAUUGAUCCCCCAACUGAUCCAGAUGUGUUCUUACAUAGAUGUGGUAGAACAGGAAGAGCCAACAAAGUGGGACAAGCUAUUGUCAUGUUAAAUAUAGAUUCCAGAGAAGAAGAAUACGCAGGAUUCAUGGAAGUUAAAGGUAUAAUGAUGAAGGAAAUGUCCUUACCUCCUAUUUCAACUAAAUAUCAUGAAGACUUUCAAAAACGAUUCAGACAGUAUGUAUUACAAGAUAGAUCUCGUCAUGAAUUAGCUAUCAAAUCAUAUGUUGGAUUUGUGAGAUAUUAUACCAAGCACAUUGCAUCUUCUAUAUUCAGAUAUCAAAACUUACCAUAUAUACCAUUAGCCAAGAUGUAUGGAUUAUUAAGAUUACCUAAGAUGCCAGAAUCCAAAUUCAUACCGAAUGAAGAAAUGCCUGAAGAUGCUUGGUUGGGGGAAGUUAUUGAUAUGGAUAAGUUUGCUUAUGCUGAUCCACUUAAAGAAAAAGCACGUCUUGAGAAUUUAGAAGCUGAAAAGUUAAAGAAGAUUCAAGAUGCUAAAAAGAGAAAAGAAUUUAAGAUUAAAAAUGAAGCAUGGUCGAGUAAAACUGAAACCAAAGAAUCUAAACAAGAAAGAAGAGAAAAGAUGAAAAGAAAGAGAGAAGCUAUCGAAAAACAAAUCAAUGAAGAAUCUUCUGGUGAUGAACAAGCACAAGAAGAUUGGAAAGAAGUGGUCAAGACUAAUAAAAAGAAAAAGGUCUCCGCUGUGCAAGGUUCUUUUGACGAUUUGUAA